AUGCGCUUUCGCGUUUCGGGUUUUCCUUUCCCUUUCCCUUUCCGCUUUGGGAGAGCUUUCUUCUUUCUCUUCCUCUUCGUCUUCCUCUCGCCGGGAUGGUUUUCCCCAAAGCCGGGAGGACAAAAUCUGCAUCGUCCGAAGUCCCUUUUCGUCCGCGUCGACGCGAGAGGAAGUUUUAUUGGCAGCAACGGUGUUAGCAGCGACGGCACGCGCCACCACCACCAGUACGAGUAUCGCGAACACGCGUUCGUCGGGUACACGGAGAAGACCAAGAAGACCAAGAAGAAGUGCACAGAUGUGGUCCAAAUGUGCGACAGUUGGGCUUCGAAGGGAGAGUGCGAAAAGAACCGGGAGUACAUGUUCGAGAACUGUUGCUGCGGUGCGUCGUAG
Bathycoccus prasinos is the source of this 390-nucleotide messenger RNA. RefSeq lists its product with no specific name. The record is from RefSeq and is a predicted model, not a curated record. The transcript has a single exon. Bases 1 to 390 code for a protein of 129 amino acids. NCBI's taxonomy places the organism in Eukaryota, Viridiplantae, Chlorophyta, Mamiellophyceae, Mamiellales, Bathycoccaceae.